GGAAGCAGGUCGCUGCUUUAUCCUGUUAACUCCAAACCAAAACAUAGGGGAUGUUUUCGUGUUAAAUCGCCAAGGAAUCGGAAAUAAUCUUAGAUAUCACUGUGACUCUGUCCGGUCAAGUUAGCUGUUAGUCCCUCUGGGCUUGACAGAAGACUGAGAAGCAGCUACACUGCUAAACAGCUGAACGACUGAGAUGGAGGACCCUGGUGGUACCGGAGGAGAGUCUGCGGCUCCAUCUCCUGCAGGUGCAGCCAAGUCAAAGCUGGACACGCUGUCCAAAGAUGACCUCAUCAAGUUUGCCAAGAAGCAGAUGGCUGCCAUGCAGAAGAUGAAGAGCAGGUGUGCAGAUUUGGAAAAAGAAGUUGAAUCCUUCAAACAGCAAUCCAAAAUCAGUAACAGCAGUCCUGAUGACUCCACACUGAUACAGGAGCUGACUGAGAGGAUGGAUGCCUUACUGCUGGAGAAGGCAGAAACUCAACAAAGCCUUACACUGUCUCGUAAAGAUCUAGAAAGGACUAAGCAGCAAGCCAAGGAUGAUCUAGCGGUGCUGCAAGGACAGCUUGACCAUCUAAUAGAAGACCACCAAAGGCAGAUCAAGACCCUAGAGAGCAGUAUUGAAGAAUCUAACAAUAAACAUCAAGAGGAAGUGACUUAUUUCCAGAAAUUACUGAAAGAGCGAGAAGAGAGUGACAGGGAGAGGGAGAGAGAGAGGGAGCGCCAAGCUGAACACGCCAGUGCUAAAGAGAGCGCCGAAGAAGUCCGCUGUUGCUUAGAAGUCCAGCUGCAAACAAUUCGAGCUGAACUGGAAGCGAUCCAAGAGAUAAAAUCCCAGGAGACUGCUGAGCUACAGGAGAGCCACCAAAGGGAGUUGACAGAGGCCCAGCAGGAGGUGGAGAACCUGAGGGAGGAGCUGGCUCAGAAGAGUCUGCAGCACGAGGAGGAAAUGAGGGCUCUGGAGGAGGACUUUGAGAUCGAGAGGGAGCGUCUCCUGUUGCUCCACGAGGAGCUGACGGAGCAGCUCGCUCUCAAAGAUAGCUAUCUGCAGGAUGUGCAAGAGGAAGAUGAGGAACCUGCCCGUGGUUCAGGUAUCGCCAAAAUGCUGGAGCUGUCUGGCUUAAGUCAGGGCGACUCCAGCCAUGGUGAUGGAGAGGAGACAGAGACCGGCAGACUGAGAGCAGCUUUGGAAGACCUUCAAGCCCAGAAUACCAUGUUACAGGAUGAGCUCACCCUGCUCAGUAAUGUGAAGAUCGAGUUGGAGGCAGAGCUGGAGAGGGCCAAGGAGGAGUUCCAGAUGGAGAGAGAAGAGCUGGAGUUCAAAAUCAAUGAGCUCCAGAUGGGCAGGGAAAGUCCCCCCACUGACCCUGUAGUGACCCUUGAUCCUGACCAAGAAGAGGGCCAAGGAGACACCAAAGAGUCAGCAGUGAACCCAGAGGAGCAGCAGAAGCUGAACCAGAAGCUGAGGGACCAGUGUGAGGCCUUGACCAGAGACAGAGACUCUGCCCAGGCUGAAUGUCAACACAUGAGGGACAUACUACAAGGUGUGGAGACAGAACUGGGUGAGAAGACGAAAGAUUUUGUUCUUCAGUACAGAGCCAUGAAGGAGCAAGGGGCUAAUACUGUACGAGAACUCCAAGACAAGCUCGAACAACUCAGCCAUGAGAGAGAUGGACUGUUGGUUCGGCUCAAAGAGGUUACAGAGGAGGAAAACACUCGGACGGAGAAUAUGACAGACCAGAAGCUCAUGCCUGAAGGUUCCCGAAGUGAGGACCAGAAACUCCAGGCAUCUGUAGACGAACAAACAACUUUAGCCUGUGAGCUGAAGCAAUCUGUGGAGGAGCUAACCCCGCAGAAUGAGGAGAUCCUCUCCCAAAUGCAAAUGAACGAAAAGAUGAUUAAGGACCUUAAAGAGAUGGUCAACACACUGACUGAAGAGCGAGACAAAAUACGAUCCCUACUUCAGAUGCGGGAAGAGGAAACGCAAAAGCUGAACGAUGAGAGAGCAAAAGAAUUUGAGAGGCUGCUGGAAGAGAAAGAGAAAGAGGCAGUUUUGCUGAGAGGAGAGAAGGAAAAGGAGCUGAAAGGCUUGAAAAAAGAGAAGGAGGAUGAACUGCAACAUCUGAAAAAAGAGAGGGAAAAGAUAGAAGAGCUCCUGAAAGAGGAGUUAGAACGAAGGCAGGAGACAGUUUCAGCUUUAGGGCUGACUAUCAAAGAGCUCUCCACAGAAAACGCUGACCUCCAUCAGAAACUGGAAGAGGCAUCCUCGGGGCUUGCCAAAGCCCAGGAAGAGAGGGAGCUAUUGGGCUCCAAGCUGGCCGCCCUGGAGGUUCAGCUGGAGCAGGAGACGUCUGAAAAGCAUCACCUAGAGGUCAAGCUGAACUCAGUGGCAGAGGAGGCAGAGCAGGUCCGCACCACCAUCAGGGCUCUGGAAGGAAAUCAGAAUGAAGUUGUCAAAAAUUGUACCGAGAAGGCUGAGGAGCUCAGAGCACGCGUAGAUGAGCUGGAAAAAGAGAGAGAUCUUUUGAGGAGUAGUCUUGAAGAGGCUCAAGGGGAGAGAAGAAUAGAGGAGGCACAAAAGGAGCUACAGGCCCACAUCAAAGAUCUGGAACAGGAGAGGAACAUGUUGAGAAACAACCUGGAGGAGGUGGUGAAGGAUACCGAAGGGCUGCAAAAAGACCUGCUGGAUAUGAAGUCAGUCAGUGAGAAGAUUAGUGAGGAGAACCAGAAACUGCAGGCUCAAAUUUCUCUGAUGACUGAAGAGAAAGAAGAGAAGGAGAAAGGGGAAAUGGAGACUAUGGAGAAAGAGAGAAGAGAAUACAGAGAACAGCUGACGGAGAAAGACUCACUCAUAUCUCAGUUGAGGAGCGAGAUGGCUGCUCUCCAGGAGUCUGCUGCCCAGUCUGCUUCCUCUGAGGAAAAUGUAGCAAAUGAGACCACAAAGAAAAUAGGGUCCCUGGAGAAAGAAAACAAAGAAAAGGACGAGAAGAUGAACAAGAUCAAGGCGGUUGCUGUCAAAGCAAAGAAGGAGCUGGACAUCAGUAAGAAAGAGGUUGCAACCCUCAAGGAGGAAGUAGAAUCACUGAAAGCAGAGAGGGAGAAAGUGAACAGCUCCAUGAAAGAUAUCAUCCACGGUGCUGAAGGCUACAAGAACCUGCAGAUAGAUUACGACAGGCAAACAGAGCAACUGGAUAAGGAGAGAGAGAAGGUGGAAGCGGCAGAGAGACAGAUUGCGGAGCUGACCAAACGACUCAGCAGUGCUGUCACACAGAAGGAGACACUGAGCAGUGAGAAAGAGGACCUGCUGGCUUGUAUGGAUACCAUUAGGAGCACAGUGAGGCAGCUGGAGGCCCAGAACCAGGAGCUGCAAAGACAGUCAGCCAGUCUGGACAAAGACCUGCUGGCUGAAAGAGCUAUGAAAGAACAGAAGAUCAAGGACUUGUCAUCUGCCAUGAAGGAGGUAGAAGAGCUGACAGGCCAGCUCCGCAAGCAGCAGCGGGAGUCUCAGCAGACUGCCCAGGAGCUGGAGCAGCUACGCAAGGAGGCGCAGCAGAACUCACUGCUGGACAUGGAAAUGGCUGACUACGAGCGUCUGGUGAAAGAACUGAACGCCAAACUCUCAGAGAGAGAUGAGUGUGCUGAGGAGUUAAAGACCCAGAUAAACACAUUCACACAGAAAGAGGACACACUCAAGCAGGAAAUCGAGGUUUUGAAGUCCCAGCUGGACCAGGGGGAGGAGAAGACCUCCAAGAUGAAACAGCUGCUGGUGAAGACCAAGAAGGACUUGGCUGAUGCCAAGAAACAGGAGAGCUCCCUCAUGAUGCUGCAGGCUUCUCUGAAAGGAGAGCUGGAGGCUAACCAACAGCAGCUAGAAAGCUCCAAGAUCGAGGUGUGCGAGCUGAUGGCGGAGUGCCAUCGUCUGCAGGAGCAGCUGAGGUCUGCGUUGGAACAGCAACAAAGAACCAGCAGCUCCCUGCAGCAACGCAUCAACAGCCUGCAGCAGGAGAGAGACGCCGCUAAGGCUGAGUUUGUGGCAACAACAGGCGAGUUUGAGAGUUACAAGGUGCGAGUUCACAAUGUGCUCAAACAGCAGAAGAGCAAAACCACUGCUCAGAGUGAAGGAGACUCUGGCAAACUAGAGAGGGAGCAGCUGUCCUCCCAGGUAGAACAGCUGAUGUCCAGGCUGGCAGAAAGCCAGCAGCGUCUCCAGAGCAGCGCAGCAGAGCUCCAGCAGCUCCAGACUGAACACGACACUCUUCUGGAGAGACACAAUAAAAUCCUCCAGGAAACUGUUAGCAAAGAGGCAGAGCUCCGCGAGAGGAUACUGUCGGUGCAGUCGGAAAACGUGGCACUGCGGUCGGACCUGUCCCAGGCUCAGGCUGACCUGUCGUCUCAGGUGGAGACCCAGCGCCAGACAUACAGGGAGCAGCUGAGGAAGCUGCAGGAUGACCACCGAACCACUGUGGAGACCCUGCAAAGCCAGCUGACCCGUGUUGAGGAGCAACUCUUCAACCUGCAGAGCCAGAGCAGUGUAGUGUUGGUCCAGUCCAGCCGUAAGCCUCUGGCAUCAGACCUUCAGCGCAGAAACACAGAUGUAAACCAGGCAGGGCUGGGACUAGUGGCCAUCCAUGACCUUCAGUCUAUGGCCAGGGAAGAGGGUGAGGGUAUGGAGACAACUGAGAGUGAGAGCCCCUCUCCUGCACUUACACCCCUACCUUCUCUGGAGCAGCUUCUCACGUCUCCGGAUCCCAAACAAGAGCCAUUUGUGUGGACGGUGGAGCCUACCAAGGAAGAGCUCAGUCAGAAGCUGACCACAGCCACCCGCAGCAUGGAGCAUAUGAACGGCCUGCUGCAUGAAACUGAGGCCACCAAUGCUGUUCUCAUGGAGCAGAUCACUUUGUUGAAGAGUGAAGUGCGUCGUCUAGAGCGAAACCAGGAGAGGGAGAAGAGCGGGGCCAACCUGGAGUAUCUGAAGAACGUGCUGCUGCAGUUCAUCUUCCUGCGAUCUGGCAGCGAGAGGCAGGCGCUCCUGCCAGUUAUUCACACCAUGCUGCAGCUCAGUCCAGAGGAGAAAAGCAAACUGGCUGCCAUUGCGCAAGGUGAGGAGGAGGGGUCCGGGUCUCGGGGCUCAGGCUGGACCUCCUAUCUACACAGCUGGUCUGGAAUCAGAUAGACUUGAUGAUCAAGCAACUCAGCAAAAACACUGGGAGCACAAUGCCAAGAUGUUACUGGCCUUUUUCUGUGAAAACCUGAACAAAGCAGUAAUGCUGUACAUUCAGAACGGUAGCAAAUGACUGGGAGAUUAACUGGGGCAUUUACAUAUUUUUUGGGACACAAUAGAAUGGCGGAAGGGACGGGAUAGAGGUGAAACCAAAACAUUUGAGAUGAGUAUUGAUUGGACUAGCAGUGCAAUAGGUACAUUAGUCUUCUUACUAAUGAAUGUUAACUGUGACAUAGUUCUGUCUUCCAUAUUCGCACUAUUGACAUGUACCUGUAUUUAUAACAUUUACUGGACAUGGUUACACUUCCUCGAAGUGGAGCUCAUAAGGCAUUAUAAAGCAUCAUUAUCACAAUGAGAAUAUUGUGAAUGGAUACAACACAUCAGGUAUAUCAUGUUGUAAGAACAACAUUGUAUAAUACAUAUGAUCUGCACAAAUGAAGGGGGAGGAGUUAAUCAAGGGUAACUGUAGUUAAUGGCAUCAUGUGAAUAUGAUAUUCAGAUGUUUGAUUACUUUGAAAGAAGAUUUAGCUCACACUUCUAAUGGGCUUGUACUAGGUAGCGAAGUAAACUUCAAGGACUCUACUAGUGUUUUAGCUCUUUUGGUACAAAUAACACACAUUCUUUAUAUUUCUUUCAACUGAUUUUAAGGGCAUACUUAGGUGUUAAAGACUUUUGAAUGUGUUUUCACUACUAUUCUUUGUAGUAUGAAAAUCAACACGAAACUUGCUCAGUACAUCAGCGUUACUCGUUGUCUGCGAGGUAAAAACAAAGAGAUUAAGUAACUUUUAUUGCAAUGUGCUUUAGAAAACAAUCAGCAGAAUAUUUGAUUUAAUUAACUAUCUAGAGCAUACUAAACCACUGGUGUGGUCCAUUUAAGUCUUUUCAGUGUGUCUAUCAUCAAAUCACCUCAGAUACAAAGAAGUGCAUAUCUUACAUUAUCAGGUUCACCUAACCAAAAUGACUGACAGAAUAUUAUCAUAUAGUAUCAUAUAUAGUAUAUUUUCACUUUUUCUGACUGAUUUAGCACUUGUUCACCAUUGCCUCAAAUCUGAAAUGAGAAGCAGUUAAAUUUUUCAUUCAUUGAGUUGUGGUUAAUCAUAUCCUGUAGUGAUGGAUGGUUUGGAAUUUUGUUUUGGUUUCUCUGUAAUUUGUUGCUACUGUUUGGUUAUAAAUAAUAACCACCACAACAAACCAUUAUUUUCAUGGUUUCCAUUUCUGUGACAUCUGACCUCCCUGUUGAGAUUGGGGGGGGGGGCACAUAAUGCUGCACAGAAGUCCCCCUUCCCCAAAAACACAUACCCACACACUUUUCCAUUACACGAAUACAUUUUUGCUCAAGUCCUACCGAUGAUGAAGAUGAUUGGCUUGUUCGUUUUCUCAUUCCGAUUGCAGCUUUUGUUUUUUUUUCUUUUUUUGGGAUUCCUUCAGCGUGAGUGAAUGUAUUUUUAUCCGAGGCUUUUAUAUUUAUCGUGGUUAAUGUCAGCAGAGGCUGUAAGAGAUUACAGGAAUUAUAACAUAUUAUCUGUAGAAGAGCGACACAGCAUGUACCGUAUAUGAACUAGUUCGCUGGUUAACACUUAGUACUGAAGUUUCUGCUGAGAACUUUUCAUGAGGCAACAACUUAUUUCAGAGAAAUCUCUGUGUUUUUUCUGGUUUAUUUCUAACUGUAAAGAAAAAUAAAAUCAAG
Molecule: messenger RNA, 6902 nt
Organism: Xiphias gladius (swordfish)
Lineage: Eukaryota; Metazoa; Chordata; Actinopteri; Istiophoriformes; Xiphiidae
Product: GRIP and coiled-coil domain-containing protein 2
Exons: 24
Coding region: 194-5167 (1657 amino acids)
Biological process (GO): late endosome to Golgi transport
Cellular component (GO): Golgi apparatus
Source: RefSeq, a predicted model, not a curated record